Anarrhichthys ocellatus (wolf-eel) is the source of this 2207-nucleotide messenger RNA. Its product is annotated as serine/threonine-protein phosphatase 2B catalytic subunit alpha isoform-like. The transcript has 3 exons. The coding region runs from base 350 to 763 and encodes 137 amino acids. Gene Ontology annotation, molecular function: calmodulin-dependent protein phosphatase activity. NCBI's taxonomy places the organism in Eukaryota, Metazoa, Chordata, Actinopteri, Perciformes, Anarhichadidae. The record is from RefSeq and is a predicted model, not a curated record. Gene Ontology annotation, biological process: calcineurin-mediated signaling.
UGGUGAGGAUCAAGGGCCUCUGAUGUUUGUGGGAAAGCUUGAUAAAAAAUACAGGAAAUAUCAAUAAAUCAUGUACUGCAUUACAAUAAACAUUCUUCUAUUUUCUUCUGUGUCAACUCCUCUCCAUCACCUGUAUCCAUAUAUCCAUACACCCAUUUAAACUCCCCUCCGCCUUCUUAAUCUCAAAUAAUACCUCCCAUAUUUUAUCCGUCUUCCUUCCUGCAUCAUUGAUCCCCUUCUGUCUCCAUCUCUCUAUACACCUUUUCCUUCUCACUUCCACCUCCUCCCUAUCCUUUCCAUCACUCCCCACUCUCCAGCGGUCCCCUUACCCCUGGCCCACCAGCUCACCAUGAAGGAGGUGUUUGAUGCCGAGGGCCGGCCGCGGGUGGACCUGCUCAAAGCUCACCUCACCAAGGAGGGCCGACUGGAGGAGGCCGUGGCCCUGCGCAUCAUCGAUGAGGGCGCCGCCAUCCUGCGGCAGGAGCGCACUAUGUUGGACAUUGAGGCGCCAGUCACGGUGUGCGGAGAUAUCCACGGCCAGUUCUUCGACCUGAUGAAGCUGUUUGAAGUGGGGGGUUCUCCUGCCAACACUCGCUACCUCUUCCUAGGGGACUACGUGGACAGGGGCUACUUCAGUAUCGAGUGUGUGUUAUACCUGUGGUCACUGAAGAUCCUCUACCCAAAGACGCUCUUUCUUCUACGGGGAAACCAUGAAUGUAGACAUCUGACAGAAUAUUUCACCUUCAAACAAGAAUGUGAGUGACUCUUGCGUUUCCUCCUGAUAUAAUGUGCUCCUUCUCUCUUUCUCUACCGCUGUGUCUGCACCUCUUUCACCUCAUGUGCUUUUGUUGCUCUUCCCUCUUUAACCUCAUUCCAUCCUACUCCAAGUUAUACCAGUCUUUUCUGUUUAAGUUGUUAUAAAGCCAAGUAAGCUGCAGCUAGCAAUUAUUUUCACUGUCAAUUCAUCUGCAGAUUAUUUUUUAAUGAAUUGCACAUUCAAAACUAUACUAGAAAACAAGCAAAUAUUCACCUCAGAGACUUUUUGGCAUUCCUGGUUCAAUGUUUUUUAUUUCCAGUUGACUUGUUUGUUACAAACUCUGUAAAGAGAAUCUUAUAAACAUGAUAUAACGCUAGAAGUCUGAGGCUGAAGCUACAUGUCCGAGGCAAAACAGUCAUCAUCCUCACCAGCUGAAGAUCCAUGUAGAAGACAUGAAUAUAAAGAGACAAGGAUUGGUCUUGUUUUUGCAGUAUAGAGCUUGUUAGUCAAAGUAUUAUAAGAACUACAAGGCAAAAUACAAGAUCGGACAGUUAAUUCAUGCUAACAGAACCCUGUUAACGGCUUAGCUUAUGUAAUUGCACAAGCAAGACAGAGGUUGCUUCACUGUUCAUGUUUCUGAACAGUGUGUUUUCACUUCCACUGUUAUAAGAGAAAAGCUUUUAGAACGAGGACUUACAGAUGUGUUCGUAUCGUAAUGAGUUUAGCUGGGGUCGCAACCUCCCCACAUACAGCGGAGCAGGACAGAACCACUGUAGUGUUAGCCUACGCUCUUAUAUAGUACCGUCCAGGAGGACAGGCUUCCACACAAUGGGGAAAAACUGCAGAGUGAAUGUGCUAUUGUGAAUGGGGCUUGUUCCAUCGUAACAUGUAACUACACAAAAUGUAGGUAGCUAAUGAAAUGCUUGGCCUUCCUAAUGUCAUGCUAAUGUCUUAAGUAAGAGCAGACAAACGCACUGUUCGGCCCCUUUCAAAUUCAAAGCUAGGCCUGCCAUGCCUAGUUACAUUUGCUAAGCUAGGAUUGGACAAUUUGCUGCUCGGGGGAGGGGUUUAACAAACAGUCACUUGUUGCAGAUUCAUUUUCUGUCACUCAACUAAUCAAUACAUUAUGACUGUUUCAGCUAAAAAGUUUAUUUUUUCUGUCCAUCUUCCUGGGUGUUAUCCUCCCUCCUUUCACACUCCCAUCCACCCCUCUUCUACUCCUUCUCAUCCUCCUUACUUCUUAUUCCUCUCCAUCUUUUCCUCCCUUGAUCAGUCUCUCGCUCUGUCUCUCUGACUCUCCUCGCGUCCUGUCCGAGAAUGGGUGACUAGCAGCAAAUGAAUUUGGCCCUUAAUGAUUGGCUCAGGGACUUGCUCUUCUGUGUCUGAUUGGCCAAGGGACAAGGAAGCUAAUUUCCCCUGGUGCUCGUGGCGAAUAGUGGUCGCCCUCAAU